Molecule: messenger RNA, 3532 nt
Organism: Staurois parvus
Lineage: Eukaryota; Metazoa; Chordata; Amphibia; Anura; Ranidae
Source: the annotation of a GenBank genome assembly
UACUAAGGACGAAGAGGAAGAGAUUAAACUGGAAAUCAAUAUGCUGAAGAAAUAUUCUCAUCACAGAAAUAUUGCCACUUACUAUGGUGCUUUCAUCAAAAAGAGCCCUCCCGGUCAUGAUGACCAGCUCUGGCUUGUAAUGGAGUUUUGUGGUGCUGGCUCGAUCACUGACCUGGUGAAGAAUACAAAGGGGAAUAGUCUAAAAGAAGACUGGAUUGCUUAUAUCUCUCGUGAAAUCUUGAGGGGUUUGGCACAUCUCCAUGCUCACCACGUGAUUCACAGAGAUAUUAAAGGACAGAAUGUGCUGCUAACCGAGAAUGCAGAGGUGAAGCUCGUGGAUUUUGGUGUCAGUGCACAGCUGGACAGGACAGUUGGUCGAAGGAAUACUUUUAUUGGUACACCAUAUUGGAUGGCCCCUGAAGUUAUAGCUUGUGAUGAGAAUCCAGAUGCCACGUAUGAUUACAGGAGUGAUCUUUGGUCCUGUGGUAUUACAGCUAUUGAGAUGGCAGAAGGGGCUCCCCCUCUUUGUGACAUGCAUCCUAUGAGAGCACUGUUCCUUAUUCCCAGAAAUCCACCUCCUCGGCUAAAAUCAAAGAAAUGGUCAAAGAAGUUUUUUAGUUUUAUUGAAAGCUGUCUGGUUAAAAAUUACGUGCAACGCCCUCCAACAGAACAGCUGUUAAAACAUCCAUUUAUAAGAGACCAGCCUAAUGAGCGACAAGUCCGUAUCCAGCUGAAAGACCACAUAGAUAGGACCAGGAAGAAGAGAGGGGAGAAAGAUGAAACAGAGUAUGAAUACAGUGGAAGUGAAGAGGAGGAAGAGGAAGUGCCUGAGCAGGAAGGAGAGCCAAGCUCAAUUGUUAAUGUGCCUGGGGAAUCCACCCUUAGACGUGAUUUUCUGAGACUACAGCAGGAGAACAAGGAGCGUUCUGAAGCCUUACGAAGGCAGCAGCUGCUGCAGGAGCAACAACUAAGAGAGCAGGAGGAGUACAAGAGGCAACUACUGGCAGAGAGACAGAAACGUAUAGAGCAGCAAAAAGAGCAAAGAAGGCGCCUUGAAGAGCAACAAAGGAGAGAGCGAGAGGCAAGGAGGCAACAAGAAAGAGAGCAACGGAGGAGAGAGCAGGAAGAAAAGAAGAGAAUGGAGGAGAUAGAAAGAAGACGUAAAGAAGAAGAAGAACGUAGAAGAGCUGAGGAAGAGAAAAGACGUGUAGAAAGAGAACAGGAGUACAUUAGACGACAGCUGGAAGAGGAGCAAAGGCACUUAGAAAUCCUUCAACAGCAGCUGCUUCAGGAGCAGGCCAUGUUACUGCCCCCGCAGCAGCAGCAGCAACCCCAGCCUCAGCAGCCCCCUAUGCCACAGCAAGACAGGAGCAAGCAGAGUUACCAUGCCCCAGAGCCUAAAGCCCACUAUGAACAGGCUGAACGUGUGCGAGAGGUACAAUGGUCUCAUCUGGCAUCCCUCAAGAACAAUGUUUCCCCUGUCUCGCGAUCCCAUUCCUUCAGUGACCCUUCUCCCAAAUUUGCACCUCAUCAUCUACGUUCUCAGGAACCUCACCCACCCCCCCGCAGUGAUGUUCUAAGUCAAAGUUCUGACCCUAAGUCUGAGGCUCCUGAGCCCAACCAAAGGGUUUGGGCUCGAUCAGACAGUGAAGAGGUGCCUCCAAGGGUGCCUGUAAGGACAACAUCAAGAUCCCCUGUGUUGUCUCGAAGAGAUUCCCCUCUGCAGGGCAGCGUGCAACAGAAUAACCAGGCUGGACAGAGGAAUUCCACAAGCAAUAUCGAGCCCAGGUUGCUUUGGGAGAGGGUAGAGAAACUUGUGCCCAGACCGGGCAGUGGCAGUUCUUCCGGGUCAAGUAACUCUGGUUCUCAAGCAGGAUCACAUCCAGGAUCUCAGAGUGGAUCAGGAGAGCGCUUCCGCAUGAGAUCAUCAUCAAAAUCAGAAGGAUCACCAUCCCAGCGUCCUGAGAAUACAACCAAAAAACCUGAUGAGAAAAAAAGAUACUGGAAGACCGGGCAAGCCUUCUGUAAGAAAGAUUUGACUGCUUUGGCAAAAGAACUUCGAGCUGUGGAAGAUGUACGGCCUUUGCAUAAAGUAACAGACUAUUCUUCAUCCAGUGAAGAUUCUGGCACAACAGAUGAGGAGGAUGAUGACAUGGAGCAAGAAGGAGCAGAUGAAUCAACCUCUGGUCCUGAGGAUGCCAGAGCGAUGUCCUCACUGAAUCUGAGUAAUGGAGAGACUGAAUCUGUAAAAACAAUGAUUGUCCAUGAUGACGUGGAGAGUGAACCUGCCAUGACUCCUUCCAAAGAAGGCACUUUAAUCGUCCGACAGACUCAGUCAGCAAGUAACACCCUCCAGAAACACAAAUCUUCCUCCUCCUUCACACCAUUUAUUGAUCCUCGGUUACUACAAAUAUCUCCGUCCAGUGGUUCAACUGUGACUUCAGUGGUGGGAUUUUCCAGUGAAGCGCUGAGGCCAGAUGCUAUGAGACAAGAUCCUACACGGAAAGGAUCAGUUGUUAAUGUUAAUCCCACGAACACAAGGCCACAGAGUGACACACCUGAGAUUCGCAAAUACAAGAAGAGAUUUAACUCUGAGAUAUUAUGUGCAGCUCUGUGGGGGGUUAACUUGCUGGUGGGUACUGAAAGUGGAUUGAUGCUGCUGGACAGGAGCGGUCAAGGAAAAGUGUACCCCCUCAUCAACAGAAGACGCUUCCAACAGAUGGAUGUCCUUGAAGGCCUCAAUGUUUUGGUUACUAUAUCAGGAAAGAAGAACAAGCUGCGGGUGUACUACUUAUCAUGGCUGAGAAACAAGAUCCUUCAUAAUGAUCCAGAAGUAGAGAAGAAGCAAGGGUGGACAACUGUAGGGGAUCUGGAGGGCUGUGUGCACUAUAAAGUUGUAAAAUAUGAGCGCAUCAAAUUUUUGGUAAUUGCUUUAAAAAGUUCAGUGGAAGUCUAUGCCUGGGCACCAAAGCCAUACCACAAGUUUAUGGCCUUUAAGUCAUUUGGAGAUUUGGUACACAGGCCACUGUUAGUUGAUUUAACAGUUGAAGAAGGACAGCGGUUGAAAGUGAUCUAUGGUUCCUGUGCUGGGUUUCAUGCUGUGGAUGUGGACUCGGGAGCAGUCUAUGACAUCUAUCUACCGACGCAUAUCCAGAGCAGUAUCCAGCCACAUGCUAUCAUCAUCCUCCCAAAUACAGAUGGCAUGGAGUUACUAGUUUGUUAUGAAGAUGAAGGAGUUUAUGUCAAUACAUAUGGCAGGAUCACCAAAGAUGUGGUUCUUCAAUGGGGAGAAAUGCCUACAUCAGUUGCUUAUAUCCGAUCUAACCAGAUAAUGGGAUGGGGCGAGAAAGCCAUUGAAAUUCGAUCUGUAGAAACUGGCCACCUUGAUGGAGUAUUUAUGCAUAAAAGGGCACAAAGACUAAAAUUUCUGUGUGAAAGAAAUGAUAAGGUUUUCUUUGCUUCCGUACGGUCUGGUGGAAGCAGUCAAGUGUAUUUCAUGACCCUUGGCAGAAGUUCUCUUCUGAGCUGGUAA